Molecule: messenger RNA, 1668 nt
Organism: Arachis stenosperma
Lineage: Eukaryota; Viridiplantae; Streptophyta; Magnoliopsida; Fabales; Fabaceae
Exons: 3
Coding region: 13-1449 (478 amino acids)
Source: RefSeq, a predicted model, not a curated record
AAGAAGACAACGAUGAAGGCCAGGAACCCUCUCACUGAUUUAUCGAACAAUCAUAAUCGCACUGCACCACCUCCAACAACUACUAUGAAGAUGAAGAUGAAGAUGAAGAAUAAGAAGAUGGAAUCCGAGAAUUCGAAUGGCGGUGAAUCGUUGAAGGACGAACAGGACAACGCUCUCGAUCACUUGCUUUUGGUUCAGUCCAAUCUCUCUUCACUUCUCCAUCAGGUUGAUGAGCUUGUUGUUCAAGCAUUCAAAGUCAAGAAUUUAAGCAAUGAGGGGAGGAAAGAAAUCAAGUCUUUCUCCGAUUUCUUGUCUGAUAUGCAUUCAUCUUUGAAGCCUUGGGUGACCAGGUUUCAAAUUGUGCUUUCUUCGCCCUCUGUAGAGCUCAAAAGUAAACCGCCUCAAGCUUUGAAGGGUAAUUCAGUUUCUUCCGAUGAUAGCGAUGAGAGCAAUGUCAGUGACAGUCUCGAAGAGCCCACAAUGGACUCUCUGAUCUCUCCUUCUCCCCUUGUUUCGUGGCAUGCCAACUGUACUAUUCAAAGAGGUAGACAAAUGUUCAUGCUCACACCCCUUCCGAUAUCAAAGAAAUUAUCAUCUAAAUUCCGGGAACCAUCAAAAUCGGAGUUCAAUAAAUUGGCUUCCACCAAUGAUGUUGGGACAUCAACCUUUUUAGCCGUCUCUAGAAAUAUGAAUGAUUUGCUGGACAGUGUUGUAGUGAAGUCAACUCCAGCUAAGCCUGCCCCUUCUCUUGCAAAUGAAGCAGCAAAUAAUCAAGAGCCCAAAAGGGAUAGCUCCAUACUUGUUAUGAUGACUCCGCGUUUUAAAAUGUCACCUCCAAAAUCUUGCGUCUUGCUUGAACCUAUAUCUGAAAUCCAUCAUCUUGGUGACAUAAAGUCUCGCAAAUCCACUCCAUUUCCUCUUGGGAUUCAUUACAGUGAUUCAGAGGAUUCUGAGUCUCUUAGUAGUCGUAACGAUGCUUUACAGGGUUUGGCAUUAAAAUCUACAGAGCUCAAAGAAACACAGAAGAUUCCUAAGUCAGGAAUUGGAAAGAAAAUAAUAGAAGCAUCACCAUGCUGGCUUACCUCACCCCUGAAAUCCUGUGUUUUGCUGGAGCCACUUGAUGAGAAAUCAAUGGACACGGAGAAUGCUGAUAAUGAGUCAUCUAUUCAGAUAUCUGACUUGGCUCUUAGCCAUCAAAUAAGCAAAUUGAAAGAUGAGGUUGGUCACGGCCUAUCACGUAUUGAGAACACUCCGAUGUGGCGCGAACCUCAAAGCACUUUCCUAACAGGUAAACGUCCUGGUGAAAAUACUUUGAAGAAGGAACUAUGGACUAAGUUUGAGGCAGCAUCAAGUUAUGGGUUUCAACCCAAGUUGCCGGCAGUUGAAAAGGAUGCUCCAAAAGGGUUCCUUGACCUGCUGGAAGAAGCUUCUUGUGAUGAAUUGAAAUGAAAUAUGAAAAUGUCAAAAAUCUAAGUACACAAAUAAGUUCUCUCAUUGGAAAAAUUUUGAUAUGUACUUGCUGGUUUAUAUUGGCAUCCAAUUUGUCUAAUGGGACAAAAGCACAAAUGUAUACUUGGGGGGAAUGCUUGCUAAAAACGUGCAUUGGCUUCUAAUGUUGUAUUUUAUGAAUUAUGUUCUGCCUUAAUCAUAUAGAUAUUGAUAUUACAC